This is a messenger RNA of Stylonychia lemnae, 2586 nucleotides long. The record is from the annotation of a GenBank genome assembly. Lineage: Eukaryota; Ciliophora; Spirotrichea; Sporadotrichida; Oxytrichidae.
AUGAAGAACUACACAGACCUAGAUGUGCAGACCUUUUCCUAUGAUGAUUUACCAAAGCUGUUGAACAAUUUAAGCAGCAGUGAGAAUUAAUUUGAUGUAAUCGAAUUGUCAAGGAAGCAGCAUAGAGCCAGGUAAAAGCUUCUAAAAUACAAUGAAAGACUUCAGAGUAUCUUCGAGUCGUCUCCUCUGCUUAAUUAAAACGUAACAGCUAAUUCAAACCCCUAAGUAUAGCAGGAACUUUAACAAGAGAUACAAAAUCUGCAAGUGCUUGAAGAUAAGAUAAGUAAAUUGCAUAAUGAGAUAGAGACGAUGGAUGAGAUUUAGAAACAAUAGAAGGAGUUGGCUUAAAAGGAGAUAAUGAUACUGAAACCCAUUAGCAAAGUCAACAUUCUUAUCAAUAAAUUAUUCAACAGAAAUAAAGGGCAUAGAGCACCAAUGGAUCAAUAGCAAAGAUAAAAGCUAAUUUACAGAGCCAAGCAGUAGGGUUUAAUAAGAAACAAAGGAGAUGGGAAAACAAUGAAUAGCUACUAUGAUUAAAGUUAGUAAAGGUAAAAUGUAUAUUCAGGAAAGAUGGAUUAGAUGCUAGCCUUGAGUAAGGAGAAGAUAAGUAGCAAGUCUUUCAAUCAUCAGUAGCAAGAUAAUUCCGAUUAGUUGAAAUCAGGGAGAUUUUUAAUUCGCAAAAAUGUUCAACAUUUAUCUCACUCUGGAGGUGAAUCACACAGAAAAGACAACAAGAUAAACUAAGCCUAAGAAGCAAACUCUUCCUCACAAAAGCAUUCUCCAGAAAUCAAUUAACUUAUAGUCACUGCCUCAUAAUCAAGCAAUUCAUUCCUAGAGGAUGAAUCUCCUCCAAAACUAAGUGACAUGAAAUUCUCAGGAAAGAUAAGUGAAAAAAGUUACCAAACAAACAUAGUGAGACAGAGGCAAGAUCCCCUUGCUAAACUGAAGCGUUAGAGUUUCGCACAAAACAAGAUUUAAUCAGGUCCUGUUCAGUUAAUUAAAAAUCCAUAUUCUGCAAAUCACGGUAGCCUAUUGUCUGCAAACAUUCUUCCUAUCAAAGCCAGCUAAAUAGAAUAAAUGUCAAACUUUAAUAUUAGCAACCAAAAUAUAAAUAAGGGGAAAAUUAGCAGAACCAAUUUCAAUCAUAGUAAUGCUAUGGGCGGUAUCACACCUUACAAGUCUUAGGUUCACACUCCACAAGACAAAAAAACUGCUAAGUAGUUCUUUUAAACUCCAGUAGUAUUGUAAAAUCAAGGAUACUAUCAGCAGAAUACAUAGAACAGUAUUGGAAGUAAAUUAGAUUAGCUACGCACAAUGAAGACUGUAUUUUCAGUAGAGAGCUAGCCUAAUAAUGAAAAUAGCACUCCUUUAAAUGGGGGUGGCAUCCGUUCUGGCAUGAAUGUUAACAUAACAACUGAGCAUUUAUCAAACAAGCCAGGGGACAUGACUAGCAUCAAUAAUUUAAAUUAGUAGUAGGUGUCUGAUAAAACUUUAGAGCUAUUAGAUUUACUUCAUCAGUAAAGCUCAGUUGGUCAUAACUAGAGUUAAGGCAAAAUUGGCUAAUAAACAAAAGAGAUACAUUCAGGAUUGAUAAAGCCUAGCUCAAAUUAUUUUAACUAAUAUCUUUCUAGACAUCAGUAAACAAUGAUUAAUUCAGUAAUUCCGGAGUCAAAGGAAAACUUAGAACAGUCAACCACGAACUCACAAAUUUUAUAACUUGACUCGGCCAAGAAAAGAAAUGUACUUUAGCAAUAACAUAGUAGCCUAAGUGGUUAACUGCCACCUAGAUCUGAUGAUAAAUUGUAAAGACUCGAACGAGUCAAGAAGCUAAUGGAGUUUGCGUAGAGAUAAGCAAACGAACAUUAAAAUAAUCUAGAAGUCAUAAAUGAAAAUGCUUCAUCUGAAAGUGGUGGGAAAAAUCAGCAGCUAAUCAAUCCAUUAUAGAUUAGCAGCAGACAAACGACAAAAGUAAAAACACAAGGAAUUCUAAGCAGUGUUAAAAAUGUCUAGAUAUUAUCACCUUAAUCUUUCUAGGGAAAGAAAAAUUCAGCUGGAUUGAUUAAGCUAUAAAAAAUGGAGCCAGAAGAGUCUGAUCAUAACUAAAAUUAAAGUAAUUCAAGAAGAAGUAACUAAAGCAAAAGCGGUGCUUAAAGAAACAAUGGUUUCCCAAAUUAAACCAGUGUUUCAAUUUAAGAUUAAAAGAACCCUUCAAAUUAGCUUCAAGUGAACAAUACAAUUAUGUCAUCUAAGAAACCAUCUCACAAUCAUUAGCUUUCUCUCUCUAGAAUUCAAAACCAAAAUAAUUAUUAAACUUUGCAGCUAUCUUCUAGAAUGAUGCCUAGUUCUAUCGGAAAUAUCCCCAUUAGUGAUUCUUCAAUGAAUCUUACGCAUACUAUAAGCAAUACAAACCCUGGGCGUUCAACUUAAAAUAGGAAUCAUUAACAAUCUAUGUCAUCAAAAGUCAAUAAUACAAAUUCAUAGAACACGAAUAGGACCAAAUUAUAAGAAUAAAAAGCGCUUAAUGUAGAUACAAGACUUGCAUAAAACAUAACUAAAAAUGAGUUAAGUAGCUUAAGAUUGUAUUGA